Saccoglossus kowalevskii is the source of this 3183-nucleotide messenger RNA. RefSeq names its product putative GPI-anchored protein PB15E9.01c-like. The record is from RefSeq and is a predicted model, not a curated record. Lineage: Eukaryota; Metazoa; Hemichordata; Enteropneusta; Harrimaniidae.
AUCUUGAAAACAGCAUGUCAGAAGAUUUCAACGCCUCUGAGCAGCUUUCCUGUGAUCUCAAAUGAGCAGAAGAAAUGCCUUGUUUCAUGGUUGCUUCAAAUCAAAUCCACUUUACAACAGCUCAAUCAGCUUUACCAUUUUAAACAGAUUAUAAUAGGUUUUGAAUGUUUACAAGUGUGGAAGAAGACUGCAAUUAAGAGGGUAAUAAUGGAAAACUUUUCAGCAGUUCUUAUGAUGAAUGAUCCUAUAUACAGUCAACCUUCCAGUGUCAAAGAGUCACUGGAACAUGGCAAGAAUCCAAGUUGGAAUCUAUCUGAGGCUAACCUGCAAGAAGUGAGACCAGCCCAAGAUAACACUAGUAUUGGUAUUACUCAGAAUGUUGACCAGCAAAGUUGUUUUAAUUCAAGAGAAACUUCCCAGGAAUGUAGUGCUGUUAAUAAUGGUAUUGGUAAUCAUUCUACAGAUCAUCAAAGUUAUUUUGCCAAUGACAACCAGCAAAAUAUUACAGCUAGACAACUACAAGAAAGAGUCAUUAAUAGCAACCGUCACCCUGUUCCUCAAGCCUACUAUGCUAAUGAUGCUCAGAGAAAUAAUGCAGUAUGGCUGCCCCAAGACUGUGUUAGUAACAGUAACCAUUACAUGGGUGCAUACCCUAAUUUUCCAAAUUACACCCCUGAACACCAUAGAGGACAACAAUUCCAAGAAAAUGUUCCAUACGUUAACAGUCGCCCAAUGCAACAUUCAUUUCUAUUUGAUGCCCAGCCACUUAAUGGAAAACAGCAAUUUCAAAAAAGUAUCCCAAAUAAUAACAAUGCCAGGCUAAAUAUUAGAGGAAAACCACCACCCUAUCCAAGUAAUGUUGGUAUUCAUCAUGCUUGCUCAACCCUGAAUCCAAACUUUCAGAACCUUCAACCAUUAUUUGUUGAUGUUUCUACUAACAAUUGCAAUAGACCAGCUAUUAUUCCACAGACCAAUGCAUAUAGACCACAAUAUAUGUUAAAUCAAAACAACAGCAAUAACCCUACUUCAGUACAGAGAUCUGACACAGGAAGUCAACCUGUCCAGUCAUGCCAGAACAUUGAACAGAGUUUUUAUAUGCCAUUUGCCAAUUCUUUCCAAGCUAUGAAUAAUUUGCAGAAGUUGAUUAUGCAUAAUCAAUCUAAAUCAAUCUCAUCUAAAGGCUCUGUAAUACAGGCUGCAACAAAUGAUUCAUCCAGGACUAUAGGUUUCUCUCAACAGAAUCUCAGUUCAGUAUCGUCAUCUGUAACCUUGAUGUCUCUACUUAAACCAGCUACUACUGUUCAGAUGCCCAGCAUGCCUUUGUCACAUGCUGCAACUUACAACCCUCCUGGCAUGUCUGUGUCAACACCAACCUCAACUAUACUGUCCUCAUCUCUAGUCAAACCGGUGACAACUGUUCAGAUGUCUGACAUGCCCCUACUCCCUGCUGCAGCAGUCAACACACCAGCUUCCAUAUCUGGAUCAUCUUCAGCCAUAAUGUCAGUAUCUGGCAUGUCUGUGUUAAGACCAACCUCAUCUAUACAGUCUUAUCUAGUUAGAUCAGUGUCCACUGAUAAGGUGUCUGACAUGCCCUUAGCACCUGCUGCAUCAAUCCUCGCACCAAAUUCUGUAUCUGGAUCUCCAGGCAUUAUGUCAUUAUCUGGAAUGCCUGUGUCAAGACCAUCCUCAUCUAUACAGUCCUCCCCUCUAGUCAAACCGGUGACAAUUGAUUCAUCCAGGACUAUAGGUUUUUCUCAAAAGAAUCUCAGUUUAGUAUCGUCAUCUGUAACCUUGAUGUCUCUACUUAAACCAGCUACUACUGUUCAGAUGCCCAGCAUGCCCGUGUCACAUGAUGCAACUUACAACCCUCCAGUCAUGUCUUGCAUGGCCGUGUCAAGACCAACCUCACCUAUACAGCCUAAUCUAGUUAAACCAGUGACAACUGUUCAGAUGUCUGACAUGCCCUUACCACCUGCUGCAUCAGUCAAUACACCAGCUUCCAUAUCUGGAUCAUCUCCAGCCAUAAUGUCAGUAUCUGGCAUGUCUGUGUCAAGACCAACCUCAUCUAUACAGUCUUAUCUAGUUAGACCAGUGUCCACUGAUAAGGUGUCUGACAUGCCCUUAGCACCUGCUGCAUCAAUCCUCACACCAAAUUCUGUAUCUGGAUCUCCAGGCAUUAUGUCAUUAUCUGGAAUGCCCGUGUCAAGACUAUCCUCAUCUAUACAGUCUUACCUAGUUAGACCAAUGUCCACUGCUAAGGUGUCUGCCAUACCCUUAGCACCUGCUGCAUUAGUCAACACACCAGCUUCCAUAUCUGUGUCAAAACCAACCUCAUCUUUACAGUCCUCUCCUCUAGUAAAACCAGUGACAACUGCUCAGAUGUCUGACAUGCCCUUAGCACCUGCUGCAUCAAUCAACACUCCAUCUCCUGCAUCUGGAUCUCCAGGUAUAGUGUCUAGUGUGUCUCUGUCAAGUCCAACUGCAUCAAUUCAAUGUUCUCCUUUGGUUAAAUCAGAAAUUCCUGACACAAUCAUAACUGGCACGCCUUUAUUAAAACCAGAUGCAUCUUUGCACACUCAAGACUUAGUAUCUGACAUGACCUUAUUAACACCUGCUGUAUCUACCAAAUCUGUCCCAUCAAGAAGAUCUGAUUCUGUCCAUUCAAGUUCUAGCGCAACCCAUUUCGCACAAAGAUCUUCCUCCACCAGGAAGACACUAGUGGCACCACAUGCAUCUGCUAAAAAGAAACGCAAGACUAGGUCACCAAAGGCAAUAACAAAUAAAGCAGCUCUCGCAAAGUCUCGUUCAUCAAAAUCAAAAAGAGUUCUUAAAUCUGCCAAAUCAUCUACUAAUCACUGUGUGGUUUUUGCUGUAAGACGUGGCAAAAUAUGUUAUCCUGUUCUUGAUAGAGUAAGGUGUGUUGUACCAAGGAGAAUUAUGAUUCCGAAAGAUUUUGUUCAAAAUAAAUAUCCCACUGUUGCUCUUCGAGGGUAACUAGUAUUUUGUUAGCAUAUCAGCAAUAGUACAUUUGUAACCAUAGCGUGUUAAAAUAUAUAGUUGUAUGCCCAAGGCAUAUCAACCACCAAAUCUUGACACUGAAAGUCGAUCUAUUCAGUCAAGACCAGCAUUGUAUAUAUAUUGUAUGGUAAUACUACUUAAGCUGCAGAUACUAUACUAAUAAAA